Molecule: messenger RNA, 2935 nt
Organism: Salvelinus namaycush (lake trout)
Lineage: Eukaryota; Metazoa; Chordata; Actinopteri; Salmoniformes; Salmonidae
Product: glycerol-3-phosphate dehydrogenase, mitochondrial-like
Exons: 18
Coding region: 99-2291 (730 amino acids)
Biological process (GO): glycerol-3-phosphate metabolic process
Cellular component (GO): mitochondrion; glycerol-3-phosphate dehydrogenase (FAD) complex
Molecular function (GO): calcium ion binding; glycerol-3-phosphate dehydrogenase (quinone) activity
Source: RefSeq, a predicted model, not a curated record
UACUAAUCUUUGCUUCCUGGUUCUCCUUGCUGUCAGAGUUGUAUCACGGUUCUCCCGGCGUUAUCAUCAAUUGAACAUAGAAAAUCAGAACAGCAUCAAUGGCGUUCCGGAAGGCCUUGAAAGGGACAGCUAUCAUCGGGACUGGGGCGGCCGCUGCUCUUCUGGGCAUAUCACAACUGUCGGAAUACAGAAAGACACAGAAUAAAUGGGCACGGCUGGCGUACGUAGCGGCGGAGGGGGAGUUAAAGCAGCCCUUUAAAGAUGAGCUCCCAACCAGACAGGCUCAGCUCUCCACCCUGCAAGACACUGAGGAGUUUGACGUCCUUGUCGUAGGGGGAGGGGCCACGGGCUCCGGAUGUGCCUUAGACGCUGUCACACGCAACCUCAAGACUGCCCUGGUGGAGAGGAAUGAUUUCUCAUCGGGGACCAGCAGCCGGAGCACCAAGCUCAUCCACGGGGGAGUACGAUACCUCCAAAAGGCCAUCAUGAAGUUAGAUUACGAACAGUACAUGAUGGUGAAAGAGGCUCUCCACGAGCGCUCCAACCUGCUAAACAUCGCCCCUCAUCUGUCUGCCCCACUACCCAUCAUGCUCCCUGUUUACAAAUGGUGGCAGCUGCCAUACUACUGGGCUGGUAUAAAGAUGUACGACCUGGUAGCUGGAGGCCAGUGUCUGAAGAGCAGUUAUGUCCUCAGUAAGAACAAGGCUCUGGAACUCUUCCCCAUGCUGAAGAAAGACAAGCUGGUGGGAGCCAUCGUCUACUAUGAUGGACAGCAUAACGAUGCUCGUAUGAACCUGGCGAUCGCCCUGACAGCAGCCAGACAUGGUGCUGCCAUCGCUAACUACACAGAGGUGGUCCACCUGCUGAAGAAAACAGACGCAGGGACGGGCAAGGAGAAGGUCUGUGGGGCGCGCUGCAGGGACGUUAUCACAGGAAAUGAAUUUGACGUCAAAGCCAAAUGUGUUAUUAACGCCACGGGACCAUUCACUGACUCUCUGAGGAAGAUGGACGACGGGAAAAACACUAACAUCUGCCAGCCCAGUGCUGGGGUUCACAUAGUUAUCCCUGGUUAUUACAGUCCUGACAACAUGGGUCUCCUGGACCCGGCAACCAGCGACGGCCGUGUCAUCUUCUUCCUGCCCUGGGAGAAGAUGACCAUAGCCGGGACGACGGACACGCCCACUGACAUCACCGCCCACCCCAUCCCCAGGGAGGAAGACAUCAACUUCAUCCUGAACGAAGUCCGCAACUACCUCAGCCCUGAUGUAGAGGUGAGGAGAGGAGACGUCCUGGCAGCGUGGAGUGGGAUCCGUCCUCUGGUCACUGACCCCAACUCUAAAGACACCCAGUCCAUCUGCAGGAACCACAUAGUCAACGUCAGCGACAGCGGCCUGGUCACCAUUGCAGGUGGGAAGUGGACAACGUACCGCUCCAUGGCAGAGGAGACCCUGGACGCCGCGGUUGCAGCCCACAGGCUGGGGGGCGGGCCCAGUAAGACAGUGGGCCUGGUGCUGGAGGGGGGCCAAGACUGGAGCCCCACCUUGUACAUCCGACUGGUGCAGGACUACGGCCUGGAGAAUGAGGUUGCCCAGCACCUGGCGGCAACGUACGGGGGGAAAGCAUUCGACGUGGCCAAGAUGGCGCGGGUCACUGGGAAGAGGUGGCCCAUCGUAGGGAAUAGACUGGUCUCUGAAUUCCCUUACAUUGAGAGUGAGGUGAGGUAUGCUGUUAAGGAAUAUGCCUGUACGGCCAUCGAUGUGAUCGCCAGGCGCACACGGCUGGGUUUCCUCAACGUGCAGGCUGCUGAUGAGGCUCUGCCACGCAUCGUAGACAUCAUGGGCAAGAUGCUGGACUGGAGCGACAAAAAGAGGACGGAGGAGCUGGAAGCUGCUAAGAAGUUCCUGUACCUUGAGAUGGGCUACAGGUCCCGUUCUGAGCAGCUGACCGGGACCACAGAGAUCACCCUGGACACACAGGAAGUGGCAAAGUACACAAACCGGUUCCACAAGUUUGACAAAGACAGUAAAGGCUUCAUCACCACAGUGGACGUUCAGAGGGUCUUACAGAACAUCAGUGUCCAGAUUGAUGAGAACGCUCUCCAUGAAAUCCUCAACGAAGUGGACCUCAACAAGAAUGGACAGGUGGAGCUGAACGAGUUUUUACAGCUGAUGAGUGCUGUGAAGAAGGGCCAGGUUUCUGACAGCAGGUUGGCCAUCCUGAUGAAGACCGCUGAGGAGAGCCUGGAUCUGAGGGGACCUGUGACUGUGGACCGCAGUGGAGGAGGGGUGUGAGGGGAACCCAUCCGCACCACCGUGCCACCACACCGCACCACCACACCGUACCACCACACCGUACCACCACACUGCACCACCAUACUGUACCACCACACCGUACCACCACACCGUACCACCACACCGUACCACCACACUAACCAGAGCUGUGGUGCUAAGAAUGACGAUGAUGAAAUGGAUGAUAUUGUAAAGAACAAGAGUACAAACUAGAUUUUUAUCCUAAAUAGAUCUAGGUAAGUAUGUGUCAAUGCUGAGUGUUUUAUUGUGAAGUUGAGGCUAGAUUGGGGCGGCAGGUAGCCUAGUGGAGCGUUGGGCCAGUAACCGGACGGUCAGUGUGUCCUUGAACAAGGCGCUUAACCCUAAUGGCUCCUGUAAGUCGCUCUGGAUAAGACAGUCUGCUAAAUGACUAAAAUAUAAAAUGUAGUUUGAUGUUAGACAUUUUUUAUAGUAAUUCUUUGUAUUGAUAUUUUCAUGGAGGGAGACAGGGACUAUCUGGACAGUUUUCCAUCACACUGGAUUCUCACUACUACAAAGUCAAUGGGUUUGACAAUCAGUGCCUCUGACAUAAAGCUGUAACUCACAGUUCAUACUGUCUUUAUAAUCUUAUCAAUGCUUCGCAAUAUAGUUUAUUGUUAUAUUAUUCA